AUGUCGAACGUUUUCUUUCCUUUCUCCAAGGCGCCUUUGCGCACCAUCAAGGAGAUUCAGUUUGGUCUUUUCUCUCCCGAGGAAAUCAAACGCAUGAGUGUGGUCAACAUUUUAUAUCCUGAGACUAUGGAUGAACAACGCCAGCGCCCUCGCGCUAAUGGUAUCAAUGACCCGCGCCUUGGUACCAUUGAUCGCCAGUAUAACUGCGAGACCUGUGAGGAGGGACCCAAGGAGUGCCCUGGUCACUUUGGCCACAUCGAACUUGCUUCACCUGUGUUUCACAUUGGUUUCUUAACAAAGAUCAAGAAGCUUCUGGAGACGGUCUGCCACAACUGUGGAAAGAUCAAAGCCAACACGUCUGAUUCGAAAUUCUUGGAAGCCCUUCGUAUGCGAGACCCGAAACGACGCUUCGACCAUAUCUGGAGACUUUCCAAGGACGUGUUAGUCUGUGAGGCCGACCCAACACCCGACGACGAUGAAUUUGCGAAGGAGUCCCAGAAGGGCCACUUCCACGGUGGUUGCGGUAAUGCCCAGCCCACCGUUCGGAAGGACGGUAUCUCUCUUGUGGGCACAUGGAAGCCCAGCAAGGCCAUGAUGGAGGACGAGAUGGCACAGCCCGAGAAAAAGACCAUCACCCCCUUGAUGGCUCUCAACAUCUUCCGAAACAUCUCCCACGAAGACGUCCGCAUCCUGGGCCUAAGCAAUGAUUAUGCCCGUCCGGAAUGGAUGCUCCUCACCGUUCUUCCUGUUCCGCCCCCCACUGUUCGCCCCAGCGUCAUGAUGGGGGCCACAAGCGGCUCUCGUGGUGAGGAUGACUUAACCUACAAGCUUGCUGAGAUUGUGCGUGCAAACCAGAACGUUCAGCGAUGUGAAGUGGAGGGUGCUCCCGAGCACGUCAUUCGUGAAUUCGAGUCCUUGCUGCAGUACCACAUUGCCACGUACAUGGACAACGAUAUUGCUGGUCAACCGAAGGCCAUGCAGAAGGGAAACCGACCAGUCAAGGCUCUUCGAAGCCGUCUCAAGGGUAAGGAAGGUCGCCUGCGACAGAACUUGAUGGGUAAGCGUGUCGAUUUCUCCGCACGUACCGUCAUUACUGGUGAUCCCAACCUGUCUCUUGAGGAGGUUGGAGUUCCCUACUCCACUGCAAAGAUUUUGACCUAUCCGGAGGUCGUGACCCCGUACAACAUUGAGAAACUGCAGUACUUGGUCUCUAAUGGCCCUAAUGUGCACCCUGGUGCCCGGUAUAUCGUGCGUGACAACGGCGAGCGAAUUGAUCUUCGCCAUGCCAAGCGUGCCGGUGCUCAGCAACUGCUGUACGGCUGGAAGGUGGAGCGUCACAUUGACAACGGCGAUGUUAUUCUAUUCAACCGUCAGCCUUCGCUCCACAAGGAGUCCAUGAUGGGUCACCGCGUUCGCGUCAUGCCUUUCUCAACUUUUCGAAUGAAUCUUUCAGUCACAUCUCCUUACAACGCCGAUUUCGAUGGUGACGAGAUGAACUUGCACGUUCCGCAGAGUGAGGAGGCCCGUGCAGAGCUUGCUGAGCUUGCUCUCGUUCCGAAGAACAUUGUUUCUCCUCAGCGUAACGGUCCCCUUAUGGGUAUUGUCCAAGAUACUCUUUGCGGUAUUUACAAGAUUUGCCGUCGCGAUGUCUUCCUCUCGAAGGAUCAGGUCAUGAACAUCAUGCUUUGGGUUCCGGACUGGGAUGGCGCCAUUCCCCCUCCCGCCAUUAUGAAGCCUCGCCCGCGAUGGACCGGCAAGCAGAUGAUUAGUAUGGCGUUCCCUACUGGUCUCAACCUUCUGCGUAUCGACAAGGACAGCUCUCCACUCUCCGAGAAAUUCAGCCCCCUUAACGAUGGUGGCCUGCUAAUUCACGGUGGUCAGCUCUUAUACGGUAUGCUCUCCAAGAAGACCGUCGGUGCUAGCGGCGGUGGUGUUAUUCACACCAUCUUCAACGAGUAUGGACCGGACACUGCUGUCAACUUCUUCAACGGUGCCCAGAGAAUUGUCAACUACUGGCUUCUGCACAAUGGUUUCAGUAUCGGUAUCGGUGAUACGAUCCCUGAUCGGAACACCAUUGACAAGAUCGAGGAGGCUGUCCGUGAGCGCAAGCGUGAGGUCGAAGAGAUCACUGCAAGCGCUACUGACAAUACACUCGAGGCCUUGCCUGGUAUGAAUGUCCGUGAAACCUUUGAAAGUAAGGUUUCUCGUGCCCUCAACAACGCUCGUGACGAGGCUGGUGCUGCUACCGAGGAGUCUCUUAAGGAUUUGAACAAUGCUAUUCAGAUGGCGCGUUCUGGUUCCAAGGGUUCCACUAUCAACAUUUCCCAGAUGACUGCAGUUGUGGGACAACAGUCUGUGGAAGGAAAGCGUAUUCCCUUCGGUUUCAAGUAUCGCACCUUGCCCCACUUCACCAAAGACGACUAUUCCCCCGAGUCCCGCGGCUUCGUCGAGAACUCUUACCUCCGGGGUCUGACUCCUACUGAGUUUUUCUUCCACGCCAUGGCUGGUCGUGAGGGUCUGAUCGAUACCGCUGUCAAGACUGCCGAGACUGGUUAUAUCCAGCGUAAGCUGGUCAAGGCUCUGGAAGAAGUCAUGGUCAAGUAUGAUGGAACUGUCCGCAACUCUCUUGGUGAUGUUAUUCAGUUCAUCUACGGAGAGGAUGGUCUUGAUGGUGCUCAUAUCGAGAAUCAGCGUGUCGAUAUCAUCCGAUGCUCAGAUGAGAAGCUCCGUGAACGCUUCCGUGUCGAUGUCAUGGAUCCUGAGCGUACCAUUGGCCCUGAGUUGUUGGAGCAAGCCAACGAGAUCGCAGGUGAUUCGGAAGUCCAGAGAUACUUCGACGAGGAGUGGGAAGCGAUUCUCAAGGAUCGCGAGUUCCUGCGCACCGUGGCCAAGGAGGACGAGGAAAUGAUGCAGCUUCCCAUUAACAUUCAGCGUAUUUUAGAGAUGGCCCGAACCACUUUCCGGAUUCGCGAGGGCACUAUCAGUGAUCUCCACCCUGCUGAGGUCAUUCCCCAAGUCCAAGCUCUCCUUGAACGCCUGGUAGUCGUUCGUGGUGAUGAUCCGAUUUCCCGCGAGGCUCAGACGAACGCGACCCUGCUAUUCAAGGCUCAGUUGCGCAGCCGUCUUGCUUUCCGCCGUCUGGUCACAGAUUACUCUCUGAAUAAGCUAGCAUUCCAACACGUCCUGGGCGCCAUUGAGAUGCGUUUCGCACGUGCUCAGGCCAACCCGGGCGAGAUGGUCGGCGUUCUUGCAGCACAGUCCAUUGGUGAGCCCGCUACACAGAUGACUUUGAAUACUUUCCACUUUGCUGGUGUGUCGUCUAAGAACGUUACUCUCGGUGUGCCUCGUCUCAAGGAAAUUCUCAACGUCGCCACCAACAUCAAGACCCCUUCUAUGACUGUGUACCAGGAAAGCCACAUGUCAGGUCAAAAGGAGGGCGCCAAGUUAUUGCGCAGUGUUGUCGAGCACACCAGCUUGCGCUCUGUUACCGAGGCCACUGAGAUCUACUAUGACCCUGAAAUCCAGUCUACUGUCAUUGAGAAUGAUCGGGACAUGGUCGAGUCCUACUUCAUCAUCCCCGAAGAAGCUGGCGAGGACAUUGCUCACCAGUCCAAGUGGCUGCUCCGUAUCAUCCUCAGUCGACCGCAGCUGCUAGAUAAGGGUCUUACUGUGCAGGAUGUUGCCUCGAAGAUCAAGCAAGCCUACCCUCGGGAUAUCGCUGUAAUUUUCAGUGAUAACAACGCCGACGAGCAGGUCAUCCGCAUUCGUCAAAUUCAAGAUUCUAAAGACGAUGACGAUGACGAUGUUGAGUACGACGUGACAUUGAAGAAGCUGGAGCAGCACUUGCUCGAUACUCUGACUCUCCGUGGUGUCCCUGGUGUCGAACGUGCUUUCAUUAACGAGAAGAGUAAGGAAUGGGUUCUUGAGACCAGCGGCUCUUCCCUGGCACCAGUCCUUGCCAUUCCUGGUGUUGAUGCUACUCGAACCUACUCCAAUCAGUUCAUCGAGAUUUUCGAGGUGUUCGGUAUUGAGGCUGCCCGUACUGCUGUGCUCCGUGAGUUGACUCAGGUGUUGGCCUUCGAUGGUUCCUACGUCAACCACCGUCACUUGGCUCUUCUUGUCGAUGUCAUGACCGUUCGCGGUUACUUGACUCCUGUCACCCGUCACGGUAUUAACCGUGCAGAUAACGGUGCACUUAUGCGUUGUUCGUUCGAAGAGACCGUGGAAAUUCUGCUUGAGGCAGCCGCUUUUGGAGAGCUGGAUGACUGCCGUGGUGUCUCAGAAAAUUUGAUCCUGGGACAGAUGGCCCCCGCUGGAACGGGAGAAUUUGAUGUCUAUCUGGAUCAGUCCUUGCUUAACACUGUUGUCUCCAACCCUCGUGGCCCUAUGAUCGACGACAAGGGCAUGGGCCCUACUGGUGCUUCUACCGAGUACGAUACUGGCUCGCCCAUGGCCAGCUCGCCUUACAUGGUUACUGGAGAUCCGGACGCAAGCUUCUCUCCUAUUCGCCAGCCCGGCGCAGAGACUCCCGGAGGCUUCAGCCAAUAUCGUCCAAACGCGGAUGGUUAUGGUGGAUUCAGCCCGGGCGCGCGCAGCCCUGGUGCUUACUCUCCGACCAGCCCGUUCAACACCAGCCCGACGUCUCCUGGCUACUCGCCAACCUCAAGCUACUCGCCUACGUCCCCUGGUAUCGGUCUGACCAGCCCAGGCUUCGUGACUUCUCCCGGUUUCUCGCCUUCAAGCCCAAGCUUUAACCCAACGUCUCCGGCAUACUCGCCCACGUCGCCUGCAUAUGGAGCCUCACCUACGUCUCCAUCUUAUUCUCCCACUUCGCCCGGCUUUUCGCCGACUUCGCCAAACUACAGCCCGACGUCCCCAAGCUUCAGCUCCCGCCUCCCCGGCUUUCAGCCCCACGUCGCCCAGCUACAGUCCCACGAGCCCAGCUCUUGGUGGCGGUCGACACUUGUCCCCUACGUCACCUACUUCACCCAAGUACACGCCCACUUCACCUGGGUGGUCUCCUACUAG
Penicillium maclennaniae is the source of this 5028-nucleotide messenger RNA. Its product is annotated as DNA-directed RNA polymerase II subunit RPB1. The coding region runs from base 1 to 5028 and encodes 1675 amino acids. NCBI's taxonomy places the organism in Eukaryota, Fungi, Ascomycota, Eurotiomycetes, Eurotiales, Aspergillaceae. Gene Ontology annotation, biological process: transcription by RNA polymerase II. Gene Ontology annotation, cellular component: RNA polymerase II, core complex. The transcript has 5 exons. Gene Ontology annotation, molecular function: DNA binding. The record is from RefSeq and is a predicted model, not a curated record.